AUGGCACUCCAAAAUUCAGAGGCAUUUACUCUGAAAGAGGAGACAACAGAAGACCAAAGUUUUGUCGCCAAACGGAUAAAGCUUUGCGACGACGAGUUGGUCACCACCGCAUCCAUUGGCGACGAUCUCACACCGCCACUGCAACUGCCGUCACAUCACCACCAGAAUCAGCUCCUCCACAGUCCUAUAGGGGACACCAAGUCGUCCAAUACAAUAUCAUCGUCUCCCAGUGCCAGCAGUGAUAGCGGACAUUGCAGUAGAGCUUCUCCCGACAUCACUUCACUCACAUCCACAGCCAAUGGUGCGCCCCAGCCUAUGGCCAGUGCUAGUGGUGAAUCACCAACAGAUUAUCAUAACAGUUGGGGAAUGUGUGGAAAUGAUGUGAAAGUGGACUCGACUUUACUGACAUCACAUGCUCUCUCGGAUUCUGAUUGCAAUAUCUAUUCAACCGGUGGUGUCGCCGAUCAUCUCAAUUCUUCAUACUCCGAGCUCAGCCCAACCCAUCCCACAGCGUAUUCCUAUUACGAUAGAAUUGACAGCAUGCAGGCCGCGUAUCAAAGUUCUUAUACGGGCUCAGCCGCCGCCGCCGCAGCCUUUGCCGCCAAUUAUUACCCGCAAACCAAUGCCUAUGGCGUUAUGUCUCAAUCAUAUAACGGUUCGCGCUCAAUAGGCUCUCAAUGUAAAUCGAGCUCAUCAGCACAGGCAGCACUGGCAGCUCAGGCCGCUUAUCUCAAUCCAUCACCAUUUAGCACCACUUUUAAUAACAGUAAUUCCCAAACAUCGCAAAACGCCUAUUGCUACGGCUAUCCGUCGACGUUCUCCAACACGAGCUCCAACUCGCAGUCGCUGUCCAACUGUCAGCAGUCGCCGAUCGACUACCCCUACGGCGGGUUCAGUCACACCACCGGCUAUUCGCCGUAUUAUAACACCGGUUACGGGAGUUAUAUUCCCAACUCGUCUAAUGUAAAUAACUCGCCAUCGCCCUCAUCACUGACACUGUCCUCCGCUGCCAACUCCUCCACACCCGCCGUCACCUAUCAGUUGACACAACUGUCACAACAGUCAGAUCAAAAUUUGUCGCAUUAUCACCACAUCGACGACUGUCCAUCGCCUAUAAAGACAGACACUCAUCAAAACGCCAGCAAUGGAGGCGCCAAAAAAGGCUCAGCGAAGUCAGGCCGACGUGGGCGCCGACCGCCUAACCCAUCGCCCGACCCCGAGAACAAUCUCGAGCGCGUCUUCAUAUGGGAUUUAGACGAGACUAUAAUAGUCUAUCUGUCGCUCCUCAGAGCCACACAUAUAGUAGAGGGCAGUCAACACUGCAAUAACGACUGCAAAUGUAUACAAUGUAUAGGAAUGCAAUUGGAGGAACUCCUCAACCGUUUCGCUGAGAACCACUUCUUCUAUAAUGACUUAGAGGACUGCGAUCAGGAGCACGUGGAUGACACGGCCACCGAUGAUAAUGGCCAGGAUUUAACUAAUUAUAAUUUCCAAACCGACGGCUUCUAUACGGACGGCUCGUGCCGUGCGGUCACUCUGGGACUGACUGCCGGUCCCGUCAGGGGUGGUGUCGACUGGUUAAGGAAAAUGGCUUUUCGGUACCGAAGGAUCAAGGAUACCUACACUCGCUUUAGGGAAAAUGUUUCAGAGUUAUUGAGUGGUCCCGAGAGAGACAAACUGUACGAAAUCCAACGGGAAUGGGACGUCUAUACCGAGAACAGGACUCUUAAAGCUCUCAAAUGUUUGCAAAUAAUCACUUCCAGGCCCAAAUGUCUGAAUAUAUUGGUGACAUCGGUUCCAUUAGUGCCAUCAUUAGCCAAAGUGAUGAUCUUCGGAGUGGCGCCUAAUUUCAAUAUAGAGAACAUCUAUAGUGCAGUCAAAUCAGGCAAAGAAAGUAUUUUUCAGCGAAUAGUGAAUAGAUUUGGCAAAAAGUGUACGUAUGUGGCCAUUGGGGACGGCAAGGAUGAAGAGAUCGCCGCCAAAAAG
Oppiella nova is the source of this 1986-nucleotide messenger RNA. NCBI's taxonomy places the organism in Eukaryota, Metazoa, Arthropoda, Arachnida, Sarcoptiformes, Oppiidae. The record is from the annotation of a GenBank genome assembly.